UUUAACUGUUUAACUCAAGAUAAUUUCUUACACCGUCCUCCACACCAGUGAGCGGCGCAGUUCCACCGAUCCACAAACCGAAACACAAAACCAGCACCAGCACCUCGGCGUGUUCACGGCGAAGGCAGACAUGUUGACCGUGUUCGUAGUAACAAAUAUUCGCAACAAACUAUAGACACUCAACGCAAAAGACGCCUUUCUUGGAAUUUACAACACAUACUAACCUUAAAGAUGUCGACAGUUGGCAUAAGGAAGAGGUACACUUCUGCUAUGGAGAGGAUUAUAAAGAACGCGGUGUCCGAGAGCGGUAAAGUUUUGGAGACCAUCAUUGCGGAGCUGAAGGCUGAAGUGCUGAGAGUCAAGAGUGAAAACGAGAAUCUAAAGAUCAGAUGCAGUCAGUUUGAAGAAGUAGUGAAAAAACGCAGUAUUUACAGAGAGACUGGGACAUCUCCUGAGCCCUAUAUUAUUGAGAGGUGCGACAAAGCUGUCCAGUGUGAACUUGCUUUCCAUCAACCUGUAAACAUGGAUCCAAAUAUCUCAGACAACGAAACACAAAGUGAAUGUUCAUUUGGGCCUCAUUAUGAAAAGGAGUGCUCUAAUGAUUCUUUUUCAUUCAUAAAUAUGAAUGAAGCUGAGCAUGUUACUUAUGACUCACUUGAUAUAUCAGAUGAAACCCCACAUGAAAAGUCAUUUGACCAGGAAAGAAACACAAAUGACGACAAACCCAAACAGAAAAAUAAGGAAAGCAUUAAAUAUUCUGAAACAUUUAGCUGCCCAUCAGACCAAGUAAUUUUAACCACAUCUCCACAAGUUGAACUGAUUGAAGAGCAUGAAAGCUGUUAUGAAACUUCUGAAAUGGAAAUACAGGAAACGUGUCAAGAGGAUGUUGGCAUUGAUUGUGCUAAAACGGAUGAAUCCUUUUUGGAAUGCCAAGUAGAAAGCCAAAAAGAAGUUAACGAGAGAAUAACUAUUUAUAUGCAAGAGGAAAUCUCCACAGUAAAGGAUGGUGUAACUUGUGAAAAAUCCAAACCAAAAGAUUCAUGUGUUGUUGCUCAGCAACAGAUUGAGAUAACAGAGAUGGAAGAUGAAAUUGAUCCACAAAGCAAACUUUAUUCAUUUGAAUUGAAACCUGACAAUGUUUCUUCAGCUAUUACAACAAAUGCUGACCAGCUAAUAACUCCGUCAAAAGUGGCCGCCUUAACAGUUACUCCUACUGGACCAGAAAUUGACAGUACAGCAUUUCAGUCCUUGUCUACUGAAGAUCCACAUGCAAGAAAAGCACAGAAAAUCUCACAAUCUCUGAAGUAUCCAUAUUUUUUGAGAAGGCAGAGGUGCACUUCAGUAACCUUGGAAGAUGCCAUGCUUUUGCUAGACGCAGUCAACCUACAUGAAUUUAAAUCCUCAACCCCAAAGAAAGCCCAAACUAAGCAUUCUUUAAGACAUGCAACAACAACAAGAAAAAGACGUAACAACCCAGAAAUAACGCAAACUUUUGUAUCAGAUACAAAAAAUUUAGAAGAAAAUGCAUGUCAGUCUGAAACUGUACAGCCACAAAUGGCAGAAGCUAUAGUAGAAGGUUGCCCUGCUAACAUGGGUAAAGAGGGGCAACAACAUAAUCAGGAAACUACCUCACUUACCAUACCAUCACCACUUCAAGCUGCCAUAGAUCACAGCAUUCUUAUGGUAACACCUACAACACUCAGGGCAGUUACUGAAACGGAUUCAGUUAGCAUGGACAUUGAGGACCACCAACAUGAUCUUAAAAUUUUGACUUUGCCCACCCAUCAGUCAUCUGCUACUGCUACGACUAAUACAACUCCCAAUACAACACUGACAAAACAAGGUGAAGAUAUGCAAGUUGUAAACAACAACACCGCUAUCAUGUCCACUGAUGGCCAAGGACAUGAUCAGAUAACCACUACUACUCCUGCUUUUACUGUUGAACCAGAUUAUGUAGUACAACCAAUAAUUCGAAGUGUAACACCUUCAAAACAAGAUGAAACCUUUGAAGCAGUAGAUCUUAAUGAAUACCCAAUUGAAAGUGUGACAACCUGUGUGGAUACUGUGCUUUUGUCAACAUCAACUGAGCUGGCUGAAGUGGCACAUGCUACAGCAGACGAGACUCAAAAUAAUAUGGUUGACGUCACACCUCCCUCUGUUAUGUUACCUCCAGAAUCAUUAAUACAGUCUGAAUCUGAGCAAACGCAAACAAAAGUUGAUGAAACAGAAAGUGUUGCCCCGAUCAGUGUCCAUUCAUCUCUUGACAUUGAGAGCCAAGAAAAUGACAUUACAUUUUCUCUUGGAGAUUUACCUCCAAAACCACCACUUAACCCUGUAACUCAACACACCCUCCUUCUAAAAAUGCCAGGAGAAACAGGUGAUAAAUGUGACUCGGUUCUUAAAACCAUUACUUCUUCAUCAACUCUGUCUCCUGCUCAGCUCAGUGCUGUUGUGUCAGCUGUCCGUUCAGCUCAGAACACAAGUGUAUCCACAGGACCUUUGGCAAACAUACCCAGUGGCAAAAAGGCACUUGUAGCUGUUCCUUUUUCACUUAAAUCUGUAAUGAAGCCACAUCAUAAAAUUAUAGUAAUACCAAGACAAUGCAAAAUCUCACCAUCACAGUCGAUAACAAAAGAUAAGUCAGUUGUACUGAAAAAGAAACUACAAACAGAUGCAACUACUACUGUCAUUUCGAAUGAUGUUAAUCUAGUCCCUGGUACUGGUGACGAUAAUACUACUCUUGAACUAGACAAGCAGCAAUUGGCAUCAGUAACUACUCAGGCACUUCCCGAAUCGUUAGAUAGUUUGGAAAUUGAACAAAACUCCCCUGUUCAAGAAAACUUCCCAUGCAAAAACACUGCACAGGUUAAAUUAAAUAGGUUGCCAUUUCCAGUAUCAUCGGCACAAACUGUAUCUGUCGCCAACAUGUCACCGCUUGAAGAGAAAAAUGCACCAAACGGCUCAUCAGUAAAAACAAUAAAUUCAGAAACUGCUACAAGUCAACCUGCAGCCCAGCCACUUCAAGAUGAUUUAACCAGUACUGUAAUUGACACCUCUCCUUCUAAUUUGUCCAGUAAGCAUGUUCAAACAUCUCCUAAAUGUAAAAUCAAAUCUACUAGCCAGUCAACUACUAUUGUGCGGCUUUCACCUGUUGUGUCCAAUGAUCACUCAUACCCUCAGCACCGCAUGACCAAAUCCCAAUUCUUGGCUAAGCUGGAAGUUUCACCUGUCACUCAAGAUUCAGAAAAGGCUGGCUCAAGUGGGAAGGAUGUCCCUAAAGCUUCUCUUGUGGAUCGGCUUAGAAGUCACCUCAAAACUCAUACAAAAACUACAAAAAAAGUACAAGAUGGCCUAAAUCUCACAAUGAAGACUACAGAUUUCAUACCAAUAAACCAAGAGAUUUCUAGUCCUGACCAAGAACAACAGAGUGAAAAUGUGAAUUUGCCAACCACUUUAGCUUGCAUUGAUGACAAUAAAUCUGCUUGUCCAAAUAUAUUUAGAAGUCCUAUUAAAACCUCCCCAGUUACCAAAAGGGUUUCAAACGUUAAACAGGUUAAAAUUAAAAAUAGUCCAAAAACUGAUCAGAUGACACCAAUUAAGCCUGUCAAGAAACGUAGAUUGAAAAAGGGAGGAGCAAGCAGUGAAAAUAUCCUUUUACGAGGUAAUUUAUCUCCAAUGCGUAAUAAACUCAUCAAUAGCAAUGCACUGUUAAGUUGCGUAAGAAAGGGCUUAAUGAAGAAGUCAUUUUUAUGCAAGUUUUGUCGAAAGGAAUUUGUCAAAAAGAAAGACAUUGAGGAGCAUAUCCAGGUGCAUGUUGGAAAGAAACCAUUUCAGUGCAACAUUUGUCAUAGAAGGUUUUCACGAACAAUGGAGCUUUCAAGACAUCUGAAGAGACACAACGCUGAGAAGAAAUACCAAUGUACAUCUUGUGGUAAAGCAUUUAUUGAGUACAACAAUUUAAAAAGGCACACAUAUAUUCACACAGGGGAGAAACCAUACUCAUGUCCACACUGCCCGAGGGCCUUUACACAAUCAGGCCACAUGAGGACUCAUAUUAAAAAUCACCAUAAAGACACUCAACGUUAACUUGAGAUUUGCAAUAGAUCACCAAAAACAUUUUGUUGACAAGGCUUGUGAGAUGGACUCUCAAGCUGUUGUUACUGGGUGGUUGAGGGAAUGUUCUGAUGUAAACAAAAAAAUCUUUAAAGUAAUAUUGAAUUUUAAUUAUGUGCCUUUUUGUUACAGAUGGCAUACAGUGUUAUUACCAUUGCAUGUUGUUUUUCUGCAGUUUAAAAUGCUUUUACUCUGUUAACAGAAUGUGAGGUUUACAGUAAAUCUGUAUUGACUUAUUUUACUUGUUCACAGUAAAUUGAUAAUUUGGCUAAAUGUAGCCUAUAGUGUUAUUUUUGUUUUUGUAUUAUUGCUUUUGUCAUACUGUGUGUAUAUUGUAAUAUAUUGUUUAUUUUUCAAAGAAAAAAGCUUGAAUUCCUA
Messenger RNA from Boleophthalmus pectinirostris (great blue-spotted mudskipper), 4491 nucleotides. RefSeq lists its product as uncharacterized. The transcript is spliced from 5 exons. Gene Ontology annotation, biological process: regulation of transcription by RNA polymerase II. The record is from RefSeq and is a predicted model, not a curated record. Gene Ontology annotation, molecular function: RNA polymerase II cis-regulatory region sequence-specific DNA binding; DNA-binding transcription factor activity, RNA polymerase II-specific. NCBI's taxonomy places the organism in Eukaryota, Metazoa, Chordata, Actinopteri, Gobiiformes, Gobiidae. Bases 232 to 4086 code for a protein of 1284 amino acids.